AUGACUUCAAAGGGACUUGCAAUUAUCGCUGGCGUCGGCCCCGGCACGGGUGCCUCCAUUGCCCGACGCUUUGCCAAAUUAUACUCAGUCGUACUCCUGUCUCGUUCCCCGAGUAAUUUCGAACCGCUUGUCCAGGAGAUUAAUUCCAGUGGUGGAAAGGCCAUUGGCAUUAGCACCGACGUCUCGGACGCCAACAGUGUUAAAUCAGCAUUUGAUGAGAUCGAGAAGCAAUUCCCAGACUCUCCGUUGGCUGCAUCUAUCUUCAAUGCCGCUGGUGGCUUUGUGAGGAAGCCAUUCCUGGAACUGACCGAUGAAGAGUAUUCUACGGGGCUUGACUCGCAAGCAAAGGCCGGAUUCUACUUUGCCCAGCGCUCGCUACCUCUCCUUCUAAAGGCCAGAGAAUCUUCCCCCCACCCACCAACUCUCAUCUUCACUGGCGCAACCGCGAGUAUCAAGGGAUCCGCCCAAUUCGCUGCCUUUGCAAGCGGCAAGUUCGCUCUGCGUGCUUUGGCUCAAUCGCUGGCUCGUGAAUUUGGUCCUCAGGGUAUUCAUGUGUCGCAUGCUAUCAUCGAUGGUAUUAUCGAUAUUCCGCGCACGAAGCAGUGGGUUCUUCCGCAUGAAGAUGCUAAGCUGAGCCCUGAUUCGAUCGCGGACUCUUAUUGGUAUCUGCAUACCCAGCCACGGACUACGUUUGCGUUUGAGUUGGAUUUGCGGCCUUAUAUUGAGAAGUGGUAG
Molecule: messenger RNA, 735 nt
Organism: Penicillium subrubescens
Lineage: Eukaryota; Fungi; Ascomycota; Eurotiomycetes; Eurotiales; Aspergillaceae
Product: oxidoreductase, short chain dehydrogenase/reductase family
Exons: 4
Coding region: 1-735 (244 amino acids)
Source: RefSeq, a predicted model, not a curated record